AAAGUAAUAAAAAGUGGUGGUGAUGUCCGAAAAUAACACAACUGGAGACUCUCAAACGUACGUCGACAUGGACGAAUCUACGCAACAACUUCCACCUAUUGAUUUUAAAUCCGAUCGCUUUCCAUUUUCUAUUGUCUGGACACCGAUACCAAUGUUAACUUGGUUCUUCCCUUUCAUUGGCCAUAUGGGUAUUUGUAUGUCUAAUGGCGUUAUACGAGAUUUUGCAGGACCUUACUUUGUUUCCGAAGACAACAUGGGUUUUGGACGACCCACUCGUUACCUGCGUUUGAAUCCCAAGAAUGUUGAAGGUGGUACAUUAAUGUGGGACGAAGCAGUGUCCAAGGCUUCCGUGCUCUAUGGCACAAGAAUGCAUAACCUUUUCUGUGACAACUGUCAUUCUCAUGUGGCGACAGCAUUGAAUUUUAUGCGAUACCGGGACUCGAGUUGGAACAUGGUAAAACUGGCAGCUUGGAUAUUCUUCUGUGGUAGAUACGUUGGCAUUGUGGGCUUUAUUAAAACAUGGCUGCCGUUUCUUAUUGUGGUUACGAUAUGUACCUUAUUGGGAGUGUACUUUUAA
Molecule: messenger RNA, 577 nt
Organism: Musca vetustissima
Lineage: Eukaryota; Metazoa; Arthropoda; Insecta; Diptera; Muscidae
Product: transmembrane protein 222
Exons: 1
Coding region: 23-577 (184 amino acids)
Source: RefSeq, a predicted model, not a curated record